Molecule: messenger RNA, 1183 nt
Organism: Brachypodium distachyon (stiff brome)
Lineage: Eukaryota; Viridiplantae; Streptophyta; Magnoliopsida; Poales; Poaceae
Product: transcription factor bHLH96
Exons: 3
Coding region: 56-1021 (321 amino acids)
Biological process (GO): regulation of transcription by RNA polymerase II
Molecular function (GO): DNA-binding transcription factor activity, RNA polymerase II-specific; RNA polymerase II cis-regulatory region sequence-specific DNA binding; protein dimerization activity
Source: RefSeq, a predicted model, not a curated record
CCUCAGCGUUUCUCUUCCCCUGCUUGCUCCUCUGUUUUUCUCAGGAAGGAGGGGUAUGGCAUUGGAGGCCGUGGUGUUCUCGGAAGGCUUCUUCGGCUGCCCCGCCAUGCCGGCGUCGGAAGGACCCUGGGGCGGGACAGCAGCUAGUAGCAGCAAUGCGUACGGCGCCAUCGAGGGGGUGCUGGAAUUGGACUACGGGGGCAACGCCUGCAGCUGGAGCGCCGCUGCGCCGGCGCCUGAAGAGCUCGCGGAGCCGGCGGCGUCGGGUGCGGGGAGGAGGAAGCGUCGCAGGGUUCGGAGCGUGAAGAACGUGGAGGAGGUGGAGAGCCAGCGGAUGACCCACAUCGCCGUCGAGCGCAACCGCCGCAGGCAGAUGAACGACUACCUCGCCGCGCUCCGCUCCCUCAUGCCGCCCUCCUACGUCCAACGGGGCGACCAGGCGUCCAUAAUCGGCGGCGCGAUCAACUACGUCAAGGAGCUGGAGCAGCUGCUCCAGUCCCUGCAGGCGCGCCGCCACGCCCGGCGCCCCAUCGGCACCGACGACAACACCUCCGCUGCCGCCGUGGCGCCCUUCGCCGACUUCUUCACCUUCCCGCAGUACACAAUGCGCGCCCCGGACGCGGCCGCAUCCGCGUCCGCGAACGACGCCGAAGCCGUCGCAGCCGGCAAUGCCGACGCCGACACCACCGAUAUCGCCGACGCGAUGGUUGCUUCGUCGGGCUCGAAGCAGUCGUCGGUGGCGGAGAUCGAGGUGACCAUCGUGGAGAGCCACGCGAGCCUCAAGGCGCUGACCCGGCGGCGGCCCAGGCAGCUGCUCAGGCUGGUCGCCGGGCUGCAGGGUCACCGGCUCGCCGUGCUCCACCUCAACGCCACCGGCGCCGGCCACAUGGCGCUCUACUCUCUCAGCCUCAAGGUGGAAGACGACUGCCGGCUCUCGUCGGUGGACGACAUCGCGGCGGCGGUCCACCGCAUCAUCGAGACGAUCGCGCAAGAGGAGCAGCAGCAGCUGAGCUGUAGCUAGGUUGAGUUCGUAGAUCAGUUUUUCUUUUCUUUUUCUUUUUCCGAAGCAAAUAUUGUUUUUAGCACUGCCAUUAGUUACGUAUUCACAGGCUACUUCUAGCUAGCUAUCCAUGUAAUGAAACUCUGUGUGCUCUGAUUUAGUGGUUUUGUACCCAUCUACGAA